GUUCACUCGUCCUGGUCAUUAGGGAAUCCGAUCCUGAUCCAAUGGGCCAAUGGGCCUCGUUCCCUCCUCUUUCCUAGGUGGCUUACGGCGGGUCCUGGAGCCAUUGGAAAGCUGGUAACGCUGAACUCCGGCCCAGCCACGACGUUUCUUUCCUGUGCAGCCGUUUUGGGCAAUGAGCGAGACAGAGUGGUGGACCACUAGUAUAUGUUGUAGAGGCGCGCCCAUUCUCUUACUUCGACUGCUUAAGUUUAUCCAUCGUUUUCCGGAAGCCAUUUGGGAUUCUGUGAUGACUGUUCACAUCAUCUCGCGAUUGUGAUUACUGAGCCGUCUAGAACCCGACAAGCACGAUCCCCCGCCUGAACUCAUUUAUCCUCGCGGACCCUGGGUCUCAUCAGUUUCCAUAUUGUCCAAGAACCUGCGGAUGGCCAACUGGACGUCGCUUCAUUCACCUCAGUAAUGGAAUCUGCCUGCACGGUCCCAGGUGAGAAUACAACCGCCGCGAUGGAUGUGUCGAGCAAUGAGUUGCAUCUCCUCGGCCUGCCCCUUGAGAUCCGCCUCCAGAUAUACGGUUGGGUCCACGCGGCACAUCCAGUAGGGCACGCGCAGCUCGCGCCGUGGUAUCCGAAUCCAAUACAUAGGAAAAUCGUAAAAGUCAUCGGCAAACCUUCGGGAGAAGAAGACGACUCCAGCAAAGACCAGAAGAAUGAAGAGUCGUCGCUGCUGUCGCCAAACCGUCCAAUCUCCGGUAUCCCCUCGGCGCUCCUGGAGACCAACAGGCAAAUUUACAACGAGUGCCGGUCCUUCCCCUUCCACACCAAUGAGUUCGUCUUUGUCAACUGGUUCUCCUCUGGACUCUGGGCGGCGCGGGCCUUUACGCGCGGUCUGCGGCCAUGGCAGCGCGAUGAGAUGCGGUGGGCGCGACUUGAGAUGCUCGGCCGGGACUUCACAGGCCCGGCCCUCAAGGAAUGGACUGAACUGUGUGAGCACUGGGCGUCCGGGCUUCGGGGGCUGAGGCUCAAGAUCUUGAUCGGAGGUGGGAUAUUCGAACCGACCGCCCCGUUUGCUGCGCUGAAAAACAAUGCAGAGGCCCAAGCCAUGGGACUGGGCUCCAAGACGACAAGGCCCGAUCCCAGGCCGGAAUGGAUCGAGGAAGGGUUGCGGAAGCUGAAGGCGUUGAGGAGGCUGGAGGUCGAGCUUUCGGUGCUGGAUUGGGGUGAUGGGGAGAAGCUCGAGUGGUGUUCUGAGCUCGGAAGGAUGUUGAACAUCGGUAGGGAAGAGGAGAGCCUCGUCGUUGUGAGGUGUGUCGAGAAGCUUAAGGAGGACAGUGGGUCAAAAAGGCGAGUCUUUGAUGGCAUUGCGCAGUGCUGAGCUCCCUGCUGAGUAUUCCUCAAGCAUAGACUGGGAUAUAUGGCUUUCAGGGUGAUGGCUGUUGGCUAUUGACCCUCAAAGUCCAAACGACGAAGACGGAAGACUAGAGGUGUGUUUGAAAAUCAGUUGUCAUGCUGAGAAUGAAGUCGAAUUGAGGUACUGUUAUUGGGUCAGGAGCCAGGCGUUUUGAGGAUGCAACUGGGAGUAUGGUAUUAGGCAUAUUGCAAUAUUGGUUGUGGUUACUAGGAAUGAUAUCUCCGUUGUUAUAUGAGGCAAGACCUAAUAUUCACUGUUCAAGUCCGGAGGUAGGUGCUAUUGCUCACUCCUGCCAUCCUUCCAUCUGAAGGUGACCCAUCCGGCCAUACCUUCCUUCUUUCUUCGCCUACUUCGAAAAAAUCUCUGGCUGCUUUUCUUUUC
Colletotrichum phormii is the source of this 1785-nucleotide messenger RNA. RefSeq lists its product as uncharacterized. Lineage: Eukaryota; Fungi; Ascomycota; Sordariomycetes; Glomerellales; Glomerellaceae. The record is from RefSeq and is a predicted model, not a curated record. The transcript is spliced from 2 exons. The coding region runs from base 457 to 1368 and encodes 303 amino acids.